AUGGCAGCAGCUGAUUACUAUGCCUCUGGCGCAAGACCACCUUUCGAGCAGCAGAACAGCCUGAAUCCCCCCUCACAACCUCAAAGACCCAACUCGCAUCUUGCUCAUACACUCCAACCUGCGCAGCAAGGCUACCCAAGUCCACAAUAUCCCUCUCCGCAAACGCAACAUGCUCCUCCUCCAUACCAGCCCCUCAACCAUGAGCAGAAACCGAGUGUACAUUUUACACCUACACCUACGCCUGGUCAACACCGCCCUUCAUUCUCCAACCAAGGAAGCCCAAACCCGUACCCAAUGAAUCAACCCCACUACCAAAGUCAACAGCCACCACAACUAGUCCCUUCGCAGCCACAGCCCGGCCCAUAUACGCCACAAGGCCAUCUCUACCAGCAACAACAGUACUUAACGCCACAUCAACGACUUCAUCCACAUCAUAGCAAUAGCGACCUGGGAGUAGGAAAUGGAUAUUCUUCAGAUCCCGAACCCCACAGGAGGAAACACAAGGACCGACCUCGUCGCAUCUCAGAAAACUCGCGAUCAACCAACGCAGACGGAUUCAUCGGUGCAGCCGGCGGUGGACUUAUCGGCGAUCUCCUCUUCCCCGGUCUAGGAACAGUGGGUGGCGCCUUGGUCGGAUGGGUUGGUGGCAAAGAUUACGGCAGGCAUAGAAAGUGGCGAGAAGAAAAAAGAGACCGAGACCAAGAAAGAUGGGAAAGGAAAUACGGUAGUGGCAGCAGUCGGUCAAGAAGUCAUAGCCGGGAUAGACGAAGACACAGUCAUGACCGCCGGAAGGAUUAUGACUAA
Rhinocladiella mackenziei CBS 650.93 is the source of this 804-nucleotide messenger RNA. RefSeq lists its product as uncharacterized. The record is from RefSeq and is a predicted model, not a curated record. Bases 1 to 804 code for a protein of 267 amino acids. The transcript has a single exon. Lineage: Eukaryota; Fungi; Ascomycota; Eurotiomycetes; Chaetothyriales; Herpotrichiellaceae.